ACCAGAUAUCAUGAUUAUUUAUGAAUCUCAGACAAUGGAGCAUUUGAAACAGAACAAAAAGGCAGCCAACCAAAAACAGUCCAACGUCGGUCGGUCAACGGCGCCCAAAGUAAUUCCAACUGCCGAUAUUUCUCAGGCAUCAUCCACACGGUUCGCGACAGCCUCUGGUCAGGCCACAUUGCCACGGUCUGUGACACCGAAGGCAAAUCGCAUUGCCAUUUGGAAGGGUACGCUCGAGUGGAUGAGCAAAAUCAAAGGCGCGACUGAAACCGAAAAACAAAUCUGUCGAGUACCCUGCUGUAUGUCCGUGGCUCAGAAAGACGCUGAACUCAUAGAGGCAGCAAGGUCGUGGUCCAAGACCCUCGUCAUGCGUCUCUUUCAAAACGAAUACAUGCGCAUCAGUGGACUGGAACACUUCGUGAACUCAAAGUCGGUCAUGUUCCACCUAUCGGCAAACGACGCUCUCAAGUCACUGAUGAGUGUCAUGUCGAAAGGUUACGCAGGUUACAUUCAAUUGAUCGAAAAAACCGAGGGUGACUGCAAAGUCCUUUUGCUGUUGUACAUGGCCAAGAAAAAACAGUUUCUCGGUUUCAUUCCCAACAAUCAGAGCUCCUUCCUCGCUGGGUUCAUCAAGUUCAUGAAGCAGAAGAGUACACAGGCACCCACGGGCCACCAAGGUUCCUCGGUGGUCCCAAAGUCGGCGAGUGGACCGAGCACAGGUCAGCGUGUCGCGAGUCCCAAUGUGCCGCCAGGAGUGUUGGCCCCGAGUCGAAUUUCCUUACGGGACGCUAUGAUCAUACUGAAGAAUUCUCGCCUUGAGCCACCUGUGAAGCCAACUGGAAGUGCCCAGGUUAGAAAGAGCACCGUGGACAACGGCCAAGUGGAACAGGUUGACAAUUUGCAGCUAAAUCUUCAUCAAGUUCAAGAUUCGAAAAUGGAGGUAGAACCGACAGAGGUUCAGAAUGUUCAGAAGACAUUGGCUCUCGAGUUGGUCAAGAAGGAACAGAAUACACGACAGUGAUUAUUGAUUAAUGUUGAUUUCAUUAUCCUUUGCAAUAUACGUUUAACUGAAGUUAUCUCUUAAAGCUAUAAAAAAAUGUCAUUGUGUAUACGUUAAAAUAUUUUAAGAAAAAACCUUUUUUAGCAAAAUUCAAGAU
Molecule: messenger RNA, 1157 nt
Organism: Copidosoma floridanum
Lineage: Eukaryota; Metazoa; Arthropoda; Insecta; Hymenoptera; Encyrtidae
Biological process (GO): regulation of transcription by RNA polymerase II
Cellular component (GO): nucleus
Molecular function (GO): protein binding
Source: RefSeq, a predicted model, not a curated record